Messenger RNA from Talaromyces amestolkiae, 2688 nucleotides. RefSeq lists its product as uncharacterized. The transcript has 10 exons. The record is from RefSeq and is a predicted model, not a curated record. The coding region runs from base 1 to 2688 and encodes 895 amino acids. NCBI's taxonomy places the organism in Eukaryota, Fungi, Ascomycota, Eurotiomycetes, Eurotiales, Trichocomaceae.
AUGGGUGAGAAGGCUGCUGUGAAUCGUCCGGUGAAUCCCCAGCAGCGGGAUGCCGACAUUGCCACAAAACUGCAACUAUAUGGCAUCUACAGUGCAUUUGCCAACGGAAAGCUACCAUCGAACAAACAAUGCGAUGUCGCCCUGAACAGUGCCAUUAAGUCGAAAUGGCUCUCGUCUCCCUCCAAGGAGCUGUCUGAAGAUGGCCAAAUCCUAGUCAAGGACCUCCGUGACGUCAUUGACAAGACCAAGUUGCUCUUCCUCACCAAGAACGAGGGCGAGCUUCUGCAGGAGUUCAUCUGGGAUGCCCAGCAGAUUACCGGUGAAGAAUUUCAAGGAAUCACCGGCCCUGUCAGCAAGGACUCUGCUCGUGGAGAUGCCGACCGUGCUGCUGAGGGUUUCAAGACUCUGGGCACGCUCUUGAUCACCAACGGAGAGUUCCGCAAGCUGUUGAGUGAUGCUGUCGUCCUUCUCCGCGAUAUUGCCGGCGACACCGCUAUGAAGGCUGCCUCCAAGCUCCGACCGGACGAGGAUGCCCUUGCUCAGAUCGACCAGCCCGCCGAAGCCAAUGUCUGGCAUGAAAAGCCCGACAUUAACAAGGAUUCAUUGAAAGCACAGUGGAGGGAACAGGCAGACCGCUUCAAGCCUGGUAGCAAGCAAGAUGUUCAGGAAGCCGCUCAGGCCGCUACCACCUCAGCGACUGGCGGUCGACAGGAUGCUCCAAUCUCCCAGAUCGAUGCCCGUGCUGGUGCCGCUACUGCGAAGGAAACUCUGCAACAGCGUGCACAGCAAAAUGUUGCGCCUGAGGACCGCGAGCAGGCUCAACAAGUCUCCGAACAAGCACAAGCUGUGUCUUCCGAAUAUAGCCAGCGUACCAAGGAUUUCUUGGCCUCCAAGAUGCCCCAAGAACGUCGCGAGCAGGUCGUUUGGCGUUUGAAGAAGAUGAUUGUUGAGAUUCAGGGUCACUCUGACUAUCAACAAGCCAUUGAGACUCUCUUGAGUUUGGCCGAGACAUAUGCUGGACAUGGAAGAAAUGUCUCUACCCAGGGAACGACCGCCACUAAAGGUGCCAGAGAAAAUACUAUACUGCGUAAGGCUGAAACUAACUUGAGGACUUUAAUCGAGCGAUUUGCCAACAGCACAUCGACCGAUGAUUUCUUCGAUUCGCUCAACACGAUCUACCGCGAUGCAGACCAGGACCCACGUUUGAAGGACUGGUUCAGGAAUGUUGAUACUUAUACUCGGAAAUGUCUUCGCGAGCAAGGAUUCAUUAUGCAAGAUGAGGCUAACAACCAGUGGAACAAGCUGUACGAUGAAGGUCGUUUCUUGCUUCGAGACCGCUACCGAAACCACACAGACCGUAUCGCCGAUGAAGCGAAGUUUUUGGCCACUCAGUUUGAAGAAGAUCCUCAGAACAGAGCUUUCCGUCUGUCUUUGGAGAAACUUUUCAAGGAUCUUGGCCAGGAUCAGUACGGCAAGCCCACAUUCAAGCCUCAUUUGAUCAAGGAUAUCACCAAUGUGAUUCUUCCUGAGAUAUUUGAGAAUGCCAGCUACAUUCCUAUUCCUCGCAUUGAGGUGUCUGACCCAGCUGUUGACAUGGUCAUUGAAAACCUUAUCAUCGAGAGUGACAACUUGAUGCCUAAUGUCGUCGAGCUUGGUACUGACAACUACUGGCGUUGGGGCCGUAAGAAGAUCAGCAACAUUGAUGAUCACAAGAUCAUGAUCUCUGCUUCCGGCAUCCAAGCUGAUCUCCGUGAUGUGAGCUACUAUCUGAAGAAGAAGCAAGGCUUCCCGUCUCUCACCGACACCGGUGUUAUGGACAUUCUCCUUGGUGGUACCGGUUUCGGCUUCAAGAUUGCUGCUUCCAAGGCACAGAAGAACGACCGCAACGCAGUCUUCAAGCUUGAUAGUGUCAAGGUCAAUGUGAAAAACCUUAGCAUUAAAUUGAAGAAGUCCAAGCACAAGGUGCUUUUCAGCAUCUUCCGACCCAUGCUUUUGAAUGUUGUCCGCCCCGCUCUUGAGAAGGUGUUGGAAAGCCAGAUUCGUGAGGCAUUCGAAAAGGCAGAUGCAUUUGCCUACCAGGUGCAAACCGAGGCCCAGCGUGCUCAGGAGGCUGUUCGUGAAGAUCCCGAGAACGCAAAGAACAUCUUCGCUCGCUAUGCCGAUGCUACUCGCCAAGUCAUUACCGAGAAGAAGAAGCAGGCCGAAGCCAUUGCUCAGCGUGGUACCAGGGUUCAGGUGGCCAUGACUCACCAGGAUGCUAUGUUCAAGGACAUCAAGCUCCCUGGUAGUGUUACUACCAAGGCUACCGAGUACAAGGAGCUUGCUGCUAAGGGUGACCGCUGGCAAUCACCAGUCUUCAACUGGGGUGCUGCUUCACCUACUAGCAACUUGCCCAAGCCUGCUGCUGUAUCUCGCAAGCCUCAUACCACCGCCGAAAGCCGUCUCCAGGAGCACCCACGGACUGAUGGAGUUGAUGGACUUGGAGCCGAUGGAGUCAAUGCAGGUGCACUCAACGGGUUCCAUGGCGUCUCAACCACCGGAGCCGCAGCCAGCGGAUCCAGCGGACAGGGACUGUCGCCGAUCAACGGCGUAACCAACCAAUCUGCUAACAACGGUGCUUUCAAGAAGGAAGUAGACCGUGCCUUUGACGGCCCCGCCACCGUUCAAUCGACUCUAGGUGGCGUGUAA